Formica exsecta is the source of this 12445-nucleotide messenger RNA. RefSeq lists its product as uncharacterized. Gene Ontology annotation, molecular function: chromatin binding; DNA binding. The record is from RefSeq and is a predicted model, not a curated record. NCBI's taxonomy places the organism in Eukaryota, Metazoa, Arthropoda, Insecta, Hymenoptera, Formicidae. The transcript has 9 exons. Bases 326 to 8155 code for a protein of 2609 amino acids. Gene Ontology annotation, cellular component: nucleus; chromocenter.
GACGUACGACGUACGACGUACGACGACCGCGCCGCGUUGGAGGAUUCGUGCGCCGCUACACGCGAUUCGUGUAUUAUGUCGUGCUACGAGUGCCGGGCGGAAAAACACAACGGGACGCGGAACAACGGCAAACGCGCGACUAUCUAUCCGAGACUAUCGGCAAGAUCAUCGUCGAGUGCGUGAGGAUCGUGCCUGCGGAGGAUGCGGCACCCGUGGAUCAAAUAUCCGUCGCCUGUGUCUCCACGUAGGCGAACUACGUGCCACGUUGUGCCAGUGAUGUCGUGGGUGUCGUCGGAGUCAUCCGCAGCGCUGCUGGACCUGGACCAUGGCCGGCAAGCCUGAGCAGCCGUCCACGCUCCCUGCUCCCCCGAGUCACGGCCAUCAGCAUCAUCAGCAACAUCCGCAGCAAGUGCAACAGCGGCAUCAACAACAACAAUCGCAUCAUUCGCAGCAGCAGCAGCAGCACCAGCACCAGCAGCAACAAGCUUUACAGCAAAACAGCGUUCUAGUGUACGUAUCGGGGGAGAACUUUGCGUACGCCACGGCGGUGGGUCAGAAUGUCGCCGCGACCGCUGCUGCCGCUAUCGCGGUCGGUUAUCAGUCACAGCCGCAGCAGCAUCAGCAGCAGACGACGCAAUACGCUGGCAUUCUGCAGGCGCCGCAGGUGGCGACGGCGCAGGCGGCUGCGACGACCUUUCCCGCCAAAACCGCCGUAUACUGCGCCGACGGCAGUGGCGGCGGGCUCAACGUAGGGAACAACGUCAACAUCCCGGCGAUCGGCUGUUGUCGUCUAAAACCGUCGCUCGAGACGACGAUGACGAUGACGAUGACGAUGACGACGACGACGACGACGACGACGACGACGACGACGACGACGACGACGACGACGACGACGACGACGACGACGACGACGACGACGACGGUGGCGGCAAUAACGGCGGCAGCCACGGUGAAUACCAACGCCGAUGGCAGCGAGUCCAAGCGAGCUUCUUCUCUCGUUAGUAACGAGGAGGACGAGGAAGACUACGCGAUGCUGUAUCGACAGGCCAAUCUGGGGCAAUCGACGUGCACCACGGCGGCGAUGACGACGAUGAUGACAACGUCGCGCGAGAACAAGCGAGCGCCGGAGAAUGGAGAUUCGACGGCGGACGGUCUCGGCAACGAUCAUCCGAUGGUAUCCGGCGCCAAGACGUAUCAGACGCGGCUCCAACACGGCGACGUGUUCUCUGCGAGGAUGAGUAGCGAGACGUAUAACGCUACGACAGGUAAUAGAAUCGUCGCGCAAUCGAAUCCCGGUGACGUAGGACUUCUCGGCGACGACGGUUGCAUCGCGUACGGUACAUCGACGUCCGGUAGCAACAACGGUAUCGUGCUUCAAAACGGUGAGCAGCAGGUCUUGGACGACAAGGGCCGGCAGCGGGACAAUUUCGAUAAUCAGCAGGCCGCUUCCUCGUCAGCGUCCAGCGCGACGGUUAUCGGUGUUGGUGAUAUCGGUAGUGGUGCGGUAAUCGGUGCUUGCGACUCGAUACGAUCCGACGAAUCGUCAACGACUUACAGCAGCCUCAGCAGCCCUGAUGAGAGUCAGAGUCAUCAGCAGCCGGUGGGACAGCACGACGGUGUUUUGCCGGCGAAUAACAAUCAUUCCGGAGUUGGUAGCGCGUGCGCGCAGCAGGCUGCGCGCCAGCAGCCGCCGUUGCGUGUCAAUGGCAAUAACAAUAACGGUAAUAACGGUGUGCAGCAUAACGCAGUGGUGUUGACAAUGAACGGUAGUGCGGUGAUUACGCAGCAGCAACAGCAACAACAAUCAACGGCGAUCACCGUGCCACGUGGAUGGAAAAGGAUAUGCACCAAUGGGGUCAUCAUUUACAUCAGUCCAAGCAGUACGGCGCUGGGUUCGCUGGAUCAAUUGAAGGAGUAUCUAACAACAGUGGGAACCUGCAAAUGCGGUCUCGAGUGUCCGCUCAGACCCGAACAGGUCUUCAACUUUGAUCCCAAGGUUGCGACACGACCUUGGAGCCCGGAUCAGGGCAAGACGCGCGAGAUGACCAAGCUCUGCAACCAUAAGAGGAAACUUCUGCUGCCGUCCGCGGCCGCCAGUCCUGUUGCGUCUUGUACACCGGCGGUCUCAUCGUCGACUUUAUCUUCUGGCCCGACAACGACCUCGAUUCACGCGAACGCCGAUUCGCCCACAUCGCCGGAUAAAGCCAGAAAAGAUGGUCACAGCAAGAAGAAGAAAAGGAAACUAGGAGGCAUAGGCGGCAUUUAUUCCGGCGUCUCGGUUUCGCAACUUCUGGCACAACGGGAAAGAGCUAUCGCCGCGGUUGCGGCUUCUGGAGUUCAAGGUUCACCGGUGCCUAAUGGAUCGCAGGUAUGGCCAAUCGCGAAUCUGCAAGUCCAGCAAAAUGGCCAACAAAUCUGUCAUCAAUCUUUAAAUUCGCCUUCCCAAAAUCAUGAUGUGAACAAUUGUGCAAGAAAUCCUCAACAGAGAUUAAACCAACACAAUAUGUCGGGCAUGCUGAUGAACAAUCCGCUGAUAAUGAAUCAGCAGGGUACAAAUUACAAUAAUAUGACUCAACAACAGCAGCAGCUCUUACAACAACAACAACAACAACAACUUAUCCUACAGCAGCAGCAGCAGCAGCAUCAACAGCAGCAAAUCAUUCAGCAGCAUAUAUCGCAACAACAACAAUCGCAGCAGUUGUUACCACAUCAGCAGCAGCUGCAACAUAUGCAGAUUUUACAACAGCAACAGGAACAACAGCAGCAUCAGAACACAAUGGUAAAUCAAUUAACGCAAGCUCCCCAUUAUAUCAAUCAGCUGAAUCAACAGUCGAUGCACGUAAUGCAACAGCAGCAGCAGCACUUGAAUUCGCAACAGCAGCAGCAGCAACUGCAUUUGCAGCAGAUUCAAAAACAUAAUAUGCAACAGCAGCAGCAGCAGCACUUGACCCAGGAAAUAGAUCAGCCACAAUCGACAAAUUACUCCCAGCAUUCUGCCGAAAAUUAUGUACAUCAUAUGCAGUCACCGCAAGUGUCGAAUCAAACCGCCCUCCAUCCGCAAUUGCACCAAGUUCACCAGCAUCAGAUGCAGCCGCAACAGCCUCAACAAAGUCAGCACGCUAUGCAGCCACAAUCAACGGAUCAUUUUCAAAUGCAGAUUCAGCAGCAGCUACAACAACAACAACAACAUCAGCAGCAGCAAUUAUCGCAAGUGUGCAUUCAGCCGCAAUAUCCGAACCAACAAAUAAAUCAUCACUCCGUGGACGUUAUGCAACAGCAAACUGGCUCCGCCAUCAUGACUAAUAUUAAUACUACCGAUAUUCAGAAUAGGCACAAUCGAGCAUCAUCAAUUAAUGAUGAAGAUUUAAACGCAAAACAAUUACAACAACAACAACAGCAGCAGCAGCAGCAGCAACAACUUCUGUUACAUAAUCAUUCAAUGCAACGACACCACGUGGUUCAAAAUGGCUUGCCAAACAAUCCUCACGAGAACGUUCAGCGGAUGUACGCGCAGAACCAAAUACAAUAUCCAAUAAGGAAUUUUGAUCCUACGAAAGGAACAAAUGCAGAUGCAAAAUUGGGACAUCAACAGCAGUUCGUUCUAUCCAAUCACACGGGAAGAAGUUCGAACGCCACUCACGCUGUCGAGGCGCAGCAGUCUGGUAUGGGACCAAACGGGCAACCCGGCAACUUGCAUUUUAACAACAGAACACCACCGUGGCAACAGAAUCGUGCUGCAACCGUAUCCCAUCAACCGUCUCUUGUUACAGUGCAGAAUAUCACCUGUAACUCGUUUGACCGCGUGCCGCCACUUCAUCAUCACAUUCCACAGCCCUCCAACUGGACGGACGAGGCCGCGCGGAAGAAAGCGAAGUCAAAUAAAACAAUAGUGAAGAAGCAACGGCAGCACGGUGUCGCAGAAUCGUCAAGAACAAAUAACGGGCUUGAACAUUCAGCAUCAAGUCCAAUAGAUGAGUUUAGCGAGAAAAAUCAGCAGAAUAAUAGUCAGAUAGGUUCAACGUUCAACAACAGCGGUCCUUCGUUCCUAGAGGAUCCCAGCGGGUACCUCGCCCAACAGACGGCGCUGCUCAACAGCACAAUAUCGAGGCAGACUGGUGUCAGUAGCUCUCAAGUGGGCAUGUUAAAUAACAAUCCGAAAGCGUCGCCUCAGAUCAGUCACAGCAUGCAUGUCUCUAACACCUAUAAUUCUCAACCAAAGCCUUCCUCUAUCGCCAGUCCUACGAGUACCUCGUCGUCGUUUGCUUCCGUAAAGAAUCACGCGACCUCGCCGGUUGUCGUACAUAGCAGUAUGACGCCGACUUCGAGCAACAACAGCACGGAUUCCGAGAACAGUCCGUGUCAAGGCUGCGUCACCAGUGCUGACACACAAUCUUAUAUUCAGGAUCAAUAUAAACAACAGAUGCAACGACAGUACCUGAUGAAUACGGAUCAGCGCGAGGAUCCUGUCACGUCGUCAACGUUCGGCGAACGAUAUCAAACGAGCAAUCAACAACAAAUUGACUCCAGACCAAUACAAGGCGGUACUGUGAGCACCAGUCACGGAUCUCCUAUCGGUACGAAUAGUCCAGCUAAUUCAGAUACACCGGCUGCUUCAACACCCGGGAUCUCGCAACCAGCAACCCCACAGAGUCUUAUCUCGUCGCAACCAGCGACACCGCAUAGUUACUCGCAACCGCCGACGCCUCACUCACACAUGUCAGGCCAAAUACCAUCGCAAACGCUAACUCCGCAAGUGCAACAACAACCGUCACAGUCCUUGAUUGGUGGCAACAUUCAAGAACAAAGAUCUGAAACUCCUAAUUCUGGCACAAUGAGUUCCAGCUGUAUUCCACCUAGCACGUCGCCGUCUCAGACGUCUUCUUCCGCGUCGGACAAUUUAACGUCUCAAAUAAAAAGACAAAUAACGACUAGGCAAAAUUCCCUGGACGGCUAUCAACCUCAUCCGCACACUGUAAACGCGGUUUCCAGGAUAUCUAUGAACACUUUCGGCGGAACAUCGUCCGUGAUAACAACUAUGGCCAGCGGUCAUACAGUCAGCAGUAAUACAAUUACCUCUGUGUUAGCUGGAAGGGCGAAUACCGCCACUGUCUCCAUAAACACACCAUCUGCGAUACCGAAUCCCGCUAUACCCAAUCUUUUGCCGAAUAAGUCGCAGCAUCAAGCACAGUCAACGGCGAAUGUGCCAGGUGCUUUAGUUACAACUCACUCCGCUGUUUCGCACAAUCAAUCUUCGACGAUGGUGUCUAAGUCUCCGCUUGAAAUGGUCCAAAGCGUUGUCAGUAGCAUACAAGUACCUCAGACGAGUACGAAUUCGUCGUUGCAGCCGCAAACUCAGCAGCAGCAGCACCACCACCACCACCACCAACAACAACAACAACAGCAGCAGCAGCAGCAUCAGCAGUCACAACAGCAGCAUCCUCAGGCCAACGUUCAAGUUCACAAUGUCCUCACUUCUAGUGGUAUAUUGAAACAUUCUGCCGGAUCGACGCUACCGCCUGGCCAUAUACUUGUGUCUAGCGGCGGUCAACUCAUUAUGGCAAGUACUGGAUCGGCUAUCAAUGGCGUAAUGGCACCUCCUCCACCGAAAAUCAUUUCGAAUGCCAGUUCUAUGCCACCGUUGUCGGUAUCGCCAAUGGUCACCAGCGUAACCGGAGCCGUCAGCCAAGUGAUUCCUGCGGUAGGUGUAGCCCAACAAGUGAUAGGGCAACCGACGGUUCUCGUGAAUACCAUUCAGACGCCGGUGCUGAUUCAGCCUGGCGUGAUGACUAUGGACAGUAUAGGUCAGAACGUGCAGAUACCGCAUCUUACAGUCGCUACCGGCAACGUUAUACAGAACACUCAAUCAAUCCUCGACGCGAAUCAGGAUGUAUCUAGAACCGUCAGUGCCAACCAAGGUAUGACGGUGAAUCGACAGCCAGCAUUACUAUCACCGGAAUCAGCAAUGACCAAGAAGAAGGCGUACAAAAAACGGAAAGCGAAUCCGCAGACCGUGGCGUCGAUGCUACACAUUGCCUCGUCUCAGCAGAAUGCUGGUAUGCUGAUGCAGUCGCAGUCGAACUUUGCGCAACAGAACUUUCAGGCUCAGAGUAUAGGCGGGCCUAUGCUUCAGGCGUUGACUAUCGUACCUGGCAAAGGUGGAGCACCGGCACAGUUAGUCAUGAACGGUCAAACUGGUGCAGCAUCUGCGCAAUUUAACGCUCAGCAAAUAAUUACGAAUCCUCAACCGGCUCAACAAAUAAAUCUUCUUCAACCGGUAAACUUGUUGAACGGAGCGACUGGGAUGGUUCAAAAUUUCCCCACUAUUCAGCAGUUUAUCGUGCCUGGUUUAGGUAGCAUGGUUAUGUCUGCUGAUGGAACGGCCACAUUGCUGCAGGAUACGGGUAACAUCGGGAUGCAGCUUCAGAUACAGAACGUCAAUGGCCAGAAUGUGUUGACACCAGUACAGAGUCAUAGUAGUAUAUUUAAUCCCAGUCAAAGUAUAUUGGCUGCUGGUCCAGCCGGUAUGGUAAUACGGGCGCCGCAAGCAACCGGUGGAAAAAUAAUUCAGCAGCACAGUCCGGGAGCACAAUUUCUUUCACCAAACAGCGGCCAAUUUCUGGUAAACGGAACAACGUCUUUCGGGAAUCAACUGAGUCCGAUAGUAGCGAAUGUCAGUCCGAAUCAGCAAGUGACGUUCAAUACCUCGCAAGUGAGACCGCCGAAUAUGCAGGGUCAACAGGAAUUCAUACAAAUGAAUGGGCAAACUCUUAUGGUACCUUGUGCUACCGCGCAGAACAUUGCUGUUUCCUCGGCACCGAAUCAACAGAACACAACAUUUGUCCAGCAGAAUACGACGAUCGUGCAGCAGCAAACGACUAUGGUGUCAAAUAAUCAGAUACCAAAUUUUCAAAGCGCAACUUCUAACGCUGGACAAGCAGUCGAACCUUCUUUAAAUCUCGACCACAAUCAAUCGUAUAUCUUGAGUUCCGGCAUGAUUCAAGGAAAAGCGGCAUCAUCUUCCCCUAAGAGCGGAGUAAAUUCACCAUCGUCUGACCAAAAUAUCGAGCAGCAACAAUAUGUGCUCGCUAGUAGUAGCACGACCGUUGUAGAAAAAACGGCUCAGCAGAAUGAGCAACAUAGUCCGCUUAUGGCAAGGCAUUCAGUAUCGACACAAACAGCCGGAAAUCAAACCAAUGUGGUACAAUCAGCAAUGAUGCGGCAAGGAUCGCCACCAGACACGACCACUCAUAGCCCAGGAAAUAGUCAGAGGUCCAAUAGUCCGGCCGUGGACACUACUACACACGGUGCAGCUUCGCCAGCGCCUCCAAUCACCGCCAGACAUCACUCGUCGUCAACGCCUAUGGUUCAUUGCGUCUCAAGCAGUGAACCGGAUUCAGGCGACACACAGGUAGCAUCGGAAGAUUGGAGAAUGCAGAGUAUCGCCACCAAGGAGAUCACGUUGAAUCAACCGAGCUUGCACGGAAAGACUUACGUGGAGUCCACAGUGACCACUGGGAUCCAGAUCUAUACGUCAGAGACGUUGAAGCAAGCCGAAGGUGUGGUGAGCACGGUGAGGUGCGAGGGCAGGGAACAUGCCCUCGGCCGCGGAAUCAAGCGAAAGCUGGACUCCAUCCAUUCCAUGCAUUCUACUCUGCAUGAAGACCAAGAUGUAGCCGAGACAAAGGACUUAGACGAUGGAAACCAAUGGAAACUGAUGGUCGGUGAUCUAGUGUGGGGUGCAGCAAGAGGAAGUCCGGCCUGGCCGGGAAAAGUCGAAUCUUUGGGCCCUCCGGGUACUAUGACAGUUUGGGUCCGGUGGUACGGGGGCGGGGGCGGUCGCACCCAAGUCGAUGUCAAGACCCUCAAGUCCCUCUCCGAAGGCCUCGAGGCGCAUCAUCGCGCCCGUAAAAAGUUUAGGAAAAGUCGUAAAUUGAAUAUGCAAUUGGAAAAUGCGAUACAAGAGGCGAUGGCGGAACUGGACAAGAUGACGGAGACCUCCAGCGACCAAAAAGACAUGAAAAAGUCGUCCAAAGUGACAUCGUUGCCGGCAACCAGUUCGAAGGGUAUCAAUGGCGCCGGCAAAUCGGAGGCCAAGAGAUCGUCGAAGAGAGCCAUCAUGGACCAUGCCAAAACCGAACAGAAACAAUGCCGGUGAUCCGUGUUGAUCAUGGUUGUUUAACGUGUCAGUGCAAACAUCCGCGCGAUCGACAAUACAUUUGUCGUAAAUCGCAAAGUAUCGAAGAUUUUCGCGCGGAAAUGUAAUUUUUAGCCAGCUUUUCGUUUAAUAAAUUAUUAAUAAAUUCACAUAAAUUGUACACGCUCUAUAAAUUACCGAUACACUUCCGUUUGCUUCACAAUUGACAAUUGAUUAAUUAGAUAGAAAUAAUUGCGACAUAAUUUUGAAGGGUCAAUCCAGCGCGUCUUAAUUUAAUCGCGUUAAGUUUUAUUACACACAUAACGAUUCUAACGUGACAAAUUAAGUAAGAUGGUGCAAAAGUACGUGAUGCUAACGCUACGUUGAUACGUGAUAUAAAUGACGCAAAAAUAUUCUUUAAAGGAAUCACCUUGAAAUUACGAAUAUACAGUCAUAUAUAUCUCGGUGAUUGUUCUCUGUGAUUUGCUACAUUCGAACAGUCGAAAUUCUUUUUAGAAUCAUUAUAAGAAUUUCAUCUUGGAGCAAAAAGAAGAUUGUACAAUCCUAUCUCUAAACAUUUUAAAACUUUUUCCCAUUCCUAUAUAUACAUAUUACGCUUCAGGACGCUCACAGCAUCGUAUGAUUAUGCGAGAAGCGUCUCCGAUAAUAUAAUCAAAAAUUUUGUCUACGAUUUAUUAAAUUGAAAGAAAUGUUUUUGAUGGAUGCAGAAACGAUGGCCAUGAGAAUGCAACGCUAAACAUAGAAUUGUAUUAUAACAGUCUCAUAUAACAGUGACAAGCAUCUCAUAUAACAAUGACAAGUUCUCUUUUUUCUAUAAAUUUAUUGACAAAGCCUAAGUAAUAUCUGCUGUAACAUCUUUAGUGCAUUCUGUUUUGUGACGAACGGCAUCUGUUUAAUAAAGAAAUAGUCAGGCAUAUAAAAUUGCAGUUUUGUGUAAUUAAAAUAAUGAAAUUAUAUAUAUAUAUAUACACAUAUGCGAGAAAUAUUACGGCCAAUUCAUACAAAAUAGGCCUACAGCAUGCAUUCUCUCUUAGAUUAUUUACUCUAAUACUAAAUAUCUAUGUAACUACGUACAGAAAGUAAAAUGUUGGAAGCGAUAGUUUUUCACAGAUGUCUUUGGAUUGGUAGAAGGAGAUGACAUUUAUCAUAAGCGAAUAAUUUGUCACACAAUUAUUUUAAUCGAUGAACAUUCGUCUAUAGAUAGAUUCCAUUAACGAAGUAAUAGAAAAGACGAUGUUUCAAAUGCAAACUUUCUAUGAUUGAUAUAUAUUAUACAACAAUCUCUCUUUCCCGAUUACUACGCGUGGUUUUUACAAUUUACACGUGCCAUUUGAAGGCAUGGAUGUUUCCUGAAAAUAUGUAUUUGCCCAUAUAUUUGGGCGAUCGUGUAAGCAAACGUGUAUAGGUUUAAAAAGAUAUUUUUGCGAACAAAUCUUCAUUACACUAUCCAUAGAGAGUAAUGCAUUUUUUUAGAAGGCUAUAUACAGAGUGUGAAUAAUUGUUUUAAACCGUGACAACAUCGGCUACAGGCUCGUUGAACCAUUUUUAAUCUACGUCUGCAGAGACGUUCUUGAUCUGCGCGAUCAUCUUUUUAACAAAAUGUUCCUCGAACGAUAUAAACCUGGCACAAGCUGCAAUUAAAUAAUUUUACGGGUCGAUUUUGUAUAGUACAUAAUAGCGAAGCAAUCCGCUGCAAAAUGUGGUUUCCAGGUAUUUUUUAACAAGUGCACACGCGAGCAAUUGACUUUUAACGUCGUUUUAAAUAUUCAGAUUUUUCAGAGCAUAUAUAACAAAUUUAUAAAUAUUUAGAUUAUUUAAACAAAAAGAGAUUACAUAUAGCUAAUGGUUAAAUAAAACGAAACGAAAUUUUGAAGUAAGACUUAAAAUACGCCGUCAAUAUUUAGAGAAAUGCAAUUCGAUUUUUAUUUCAAGGAUCGUCUACGAUAUAAAUGCUAAAUUUUUGAAGUUGAGGUAAAAAUCACAAGUUUAUUUUUAUUGAAAUAAUUUUGACGCGUUCGGAAACGUACAAUAGACAAUAAAGAAGAUGCAAGUAUCAAAAAAUAUCGUGCGAUUCUUAAUUUGCGUUUUUUGCGAUUUGUGACUUUGAUUUCUUCGAGAAAUGCACGCGCAUACAUAAAUCACGAUCGAUCUUGAGAAACGUUGCUAUAACUGCACUGGCUGCAUAACUUGCGAUUAGCUAUAAAACGGGUCCGUACAGAUUUAGUGUUAUAUUAUAUUUAAUCUGUAAAUAUGUCAAAUAUGACGAUAAACAUCUUAAUAAUGGAUAAAUGCAGAUAUAUAUGUAAGAAAGGCCAACAGUGUAACGAGUUUACAAAUAAAUUAUCGUUAACAAGAAUGCGUAUGCGACGAGUCUGUAAGCUUAGAUUUGCCUCUGAUUGUGAGAUUAAAUCGGAGCUACUUUAUAUCAAAAGAUAACUGCUUGAUGUCACCAUAUAUAUCCACGAGGAACCAUAAAUCUUUCACGAAGAUUGUUUCUCGGUUCAAACAAAGUCUUGUCUAAAACGGUAUGUUUACUGUCUCUUUUUAAAACAGAAAGUAGCCUGAGUCAUAUCUUUUACUUUGAGAUAAUUACUUUUAUGUAUUAAAAAAUAUUUGUAAACAGUUUUAUCGUACUUAAAUAUAAAAUAUUAAUUUUUUUACUUUUUGUUUUCCGUAAUUUUAAAAUUUAAAAUACACUCCGCGUAUAACUUAUAAAAUAUGAAUAAAACAAGGAACACAUGAUUGAAUUUUCUCGUGUUUGUGACUUGGGCCAUUUUCAUAAUCACAGAUAUCAUAUACCGUAAAGCUUGUGGAGAUUUUACGAGCAGUUUUCCCGGUGCGCAUCUCUACUUAAGGACAAUUAUAUCAAAAUAAAUCAAAAGAGUUCGCGAUAUCACAUAUUACUCACUAAGUUUCACAAAGAAAUUGACAGCGGAGAAUCGUAUUCUCGUUUCCUGCGAUACGGUUCGUAACGUUUCAUCUUGACCAAGCGCGUUGCAACGCAACGUUUCAUUUGAUGAAUGGCGAAAAACAUAUCACCGGCCGCGAACGACAAUUCUUCGAAAUCCGCAUGUUUUCAGCAAAACAUAUUGUAUGAAAAUAAAAAAAAAAAAAGAUGAUAGAGAGAACUUAAAGAAUACGUAAAUGGCUGGCAUUGCUGUACAUACACAUACAUACAUACAUAAAUACACUCACCCACACACAUAUAUACAUAACGGGACCGUUAAGAAUUAAGACAUUUUUAAUUUUUUAUUCAAUUUCUCUCGCCCCAACUGGCGUUUCAAAUGAUUCGUAGUUUGAUAGUUGAGGGCCGCUUUUAUAGAACUCAAUAAAAUUACAGAAUUUUUUAUUUUUUUUUAAUUGAAUUUUACUAAUUGUUUUAUAAUUUUUAUAGCAAUUUAAUUAUUGUUUAUAAUAUGCAAUUUUUUAUUUUUUAGCAAUACAUAUUUACAAUACAUAUAAAGUAUUAUAAGAAAUUUUGAUAGGUUUCGCAGUAAAGUUAUCUAUAAUCACAUAUCUUUCAAUAAAGAUAUUUACGGAGAUAAUUGAAAAAAAUGUAUUUCUUAUAAAAGUUCUUAGUUUUUAUACAUGUUGAUUUCUCUGUAAAAAAGAAAACGGUCCUCAAUUCGGUGUGUGAGACUUUGCUAAUUUUUUUUUUUUUCCUCUGGAAUCGAUGUAAACCAGUUUGCCGAGAGUACUUGUCCCUUCGCUCUCUCGAGCAUGCGAUGCGAGAGAGUGACCGUAGUUUAAAAAGAAACCAGUGAAAACUUACCUCAGUGACAUAUACGCAAGAAUCAAACGUCUUAAAAAGAAUCGAGAAUAUAUACUGUAGUGCCGAUGCUCUUUGUAUAUUUUCCAUGAUAUUGUAAAUAGAUAUAUACAUAUAUACAUAUAUACAUUUACGCGCCUUAUUAAUAAUCACGCCGUGCGAGAUGAGCAGUCGACGAGUAUGAUUGUUUAAUGCUAAAUGCAAAUGUUGGCGAAUGAAGGUAUUAAUUAUUACACGAGCUGUCGAGCGAACGAUUUUAGGCGUUAACAAUGCAUCUCCAUCAACAGCGAACAUUGUGGCUUCUAAUUAUUUAAAAUGUCGCGAAAGAUGUCUGGGAAAGGAGAAAAAAAAAUACUUAUAGGGCUAUUUUAUAAGAACAUUCUUUACGGGUCGUUACAUGAUGUAAGUAGAGUACGUUUAAUAUAUGCCACAUUUUUUCAUACAACGCCGUAUGUGAAAGUAAAAGGAAAGAAGUAGCUCUUAAAUUGAUGUUUUAUGCAACUAAAAAAAAAAAAACCUGU